AAGUACCACCCGGAAGCGGAAACCAGCCCGCCGCGGGCGCAGGCGGGAGAAGGGAGAGGAGUGACUUCCGUUUGUCGGAAGUCGCUCCGCCCCCUUCCUUCGUUUCCUCUUUUGGGGAUUGGUUCCUGGCGCUCAGGACCCGCCUCCUCCGGCCACGCCUCCCGUGGUCGCUUUUCCCGCCUCCGCCGGGGCGAAGCUGCGGAGCGGUGACAGUUGAGGAUGGCCGGAGCCGAGGGUCCGGCGGGGCGGCAGUCAGAGCUGGAGCCCGUAGUGUCGCUGGUCGACGUGCUUGAGGAGGAUGAGGAAUUGGAGAAUGAGGCGUGCGCCGUAUUGGGCGGCAGCGACUCCGAGAAGUGCUCCUACUCGCAGAGCUCAGUAAAGAGACAGGCACUAUAUGCCUGUAGUACCUGCACCCCUGAGGGAGAAGAACCAGCAGGAAUUUGCCUAGCUUGCAGUUAUGAAUGUCAUGGAAGUCAUAAAUUAUUUGAGCUAUACACAAAAAGAAAUUUUCGUUGUGAUUGUGGAAACAGCAAAUUUAAAAACUUGGAGUGCAAAUUAUUUCCUGACAAAGCAAAGAUAAAUUCUGGCAAUAAGUAUAAUGACAACUUUUUUGGAUUGUACUGCAUUUGUAAGAGACCUUAUCCUGAUCCUGAAGAUGAGAUUCCAGAUGAGAUGAUCCAGUGUGUAGUCUGUGAAGACUGGUUCCACGGAAGGCAUCUUGGUGCCAUUCCCCCUGAGAGUGGGGAUUUCCAGGAGAUGGUGUGCCAGGCCUGUAUGAAACGCUGCUCUUUCUUGUGGGCUUAUGCUGCACAAUUGGCAGUAACCAAAGUGUCUGCCGAGGAUGAUGGGUUGGCGCUGAAUGUGGAUGGAAUAGGUGAUCAGGAAGUUAUCAAACCUGAAAAUGGAGAUCAUCAAGAUAGUACCCUCAAAGAGGAUGUUCCGCAACAUGCAAAGGAUGCUGUCAAGGAAGUUAAAGCAGAGGAAACUAAUGAACCAUGUACCAGCUCUAGUUCUGAAUCUGAUUUCCAGACAGUGUUUAAGAAUCAACGUCUCACCACAUUAGAAUCACAGUCUGGCUGCAAACUUCAGGAGCUUAAAGCUAAGCAUUUUAUAAAGAAAGACACUGCCACCUAUUGGCCCCUGAACUGGCGUAGCAAGUUAUGUACCUGUAAAGACUGUAUGAAAAUGUAUGGAGAGCUAGAUGUCCUGUUCCUGACAGAUGAAUAUGACACGGUUCUGGCUUAUGAAAACAAGGGCAAGGUUGACCAGGCGGCUGACAGGACAGAUCCUUUAAUGGACACACUUAACAGCAUGAACAGAGUCCAACAAGUGGAACUUAUUUGUGAAUAUAAUGACUUGAAGACUGAACUUAAAGAUUAUCUCAGGAGGUUUGCUGAUGAAGGCACGGUUGUGAAGAGAGAGGACAUCCAGCAGUUCUUUGAAGAGUUUCAGUCAAAAAAGAGAAGAAGAGUGGAUGGGAUGCAGUAUUACUGCAGCUAGAGGGGAGCGCGGAGCCUUCUCGCCCCGCCCCGCCGCUGGAAGUGCGCUCCUGUCCCCGGAAUAAAGCCUGUUCACAUUUGCUGCUCCUCCAUCUCCUUGGAGAGGCCUCUUCCUCUGACCUUGAGCUUCCUUCACUCCUUAACUGCGGUAGCCACAGUGUUUAUGCUGAUUUCACAACCAGCGUUCUUUCUGACUCAGCUAAAAGCAACUCAUUCCACAGACUUCAGCCCCCACCAUACCCCCAGUCUAUCCAGGGUUUUUUGCUUCUAAGUUUUAAGAAGUUUGAUUUGGUUUUGAGAAAGUAAACUAGUUUCUUUUCUAAUGUUUUGGUCUUUAACUCCCAAAUGUGUCUACUCUGCCACAGAGCUGUUGUCUUCCAGGACCUGCUUUGGGGGCAUCUUCCUGCCAGCUGGAACCUCUAGGUCCCCUCACCCCUACGAUCGUGGUGCCUUGGGUCAAAGCUUCCUCAAACCUGGUCUGCGCCUUCUCCCACAUUCCGCCUUUCUGAGGUUUGGUCGUGGCUUACAAGGGAUCUCAGAACUUGUUUCCUCUGGGCCCAGCCUCUGGAGUAGCCAGGACUGAUGGUUUUGUGGCCUGGAUAUCUGUUACAGGCAGGAGAUUGGCUGAUGGCAGGAUUGGGGAAGCCAACCUUUGAUAGGAAUUUUACUAAUACAUUUAAAGUGAAAAUUUCGUUCACAAUUCUACUGGCACUAGCAUAUUAGAAUUCCAGUGCUGUGGUGCUCACAGGGCUUCCCAAGAAAAUGUGCCAGUACAGUAGUCCCUCUUCUGCUGCCUAGAAACUAGACCGGCACUACCCUGUGAAAUCUCGGUGGUUUACAAAGUCCUCUGGAUUUCUUUAUAUUAUCAGGGAUAUUCAUAAGCAUAUAUUAAAAACAAACCUAUUUUGAUAUUGUUCUGUUAUGAAAAUGUUAUUAGAACCCCAGUAAAUUAUUUCCCCCUUUAAAUUGUUCUCACGGAAAAAAGAUACUGGCUUAGCUUACUUGUAGUGAGCAGGGCAGUGAGUGCCCCAUUGUGGAAGAGGCUGACUGUGUGGAAGGUUCCAAACAAGGCCCUAGGCUGCGCGAAUGAUGAGCUUUAUGUAUAUAGGCUUUACUGCCCAUAGCUGGUUCCUUCAUGUCUAUGAGAUCUUUUGAAGAACCUCAUGGAAUGUUGUAUAAAACCCCAUAUUUGAGGGGAAGAUCUUUCAGUUGGUUUGAAAUCUUUAAAGCCCCUCAGGCUAUGUGGAAAACACCCUUUGAUAAACGGAGUUGCUCUCUCCCUCGAGGCACAAGGUGUGUCCUGACAAUAGAUGACACACUUUGAGGUAUGUGACUAUAACCAUUUGAGGCUUUCAGGCUACAAGUGUUUAUUAAUAUUCCUUUUGUUCAGCAACCACGUAGACGAAUCCCACUGAUCCCUGGAUGAGAUGAACGAGAACUACAGAAAGUCAAGGCCUUAAAGAAAUGGUCCGUCCCAUGUUUUUCUGCAUCCCACCUAAGGACAGAUCCUCCUGAAGUGAAGUGCGGAGCUGGAGGUCUUAUGACCACAGGAGAUGCUGUGUGGCCUGGGCUGGCCUUGUAGGGAAAGGGUAACUGGGCUAGAUUGGAAAGCUCAGGGCAUACUUGAGGUUGCUUCCAGUCCCCAGCUUGGGAAUUCUUCCAAGUCAGGAUUUCUGCACCCCCUCUGCAAGGUUGUGUAAGUAGUGGACCAUUCUAGCCUGAAAGUUUUUAUCUUCCCAAAUGUUUAACUACCAGGAAGUUCCUUACUUAUGACAGGUCAGGACCAGGUCUCAGAAGUGAUGCAUUACUGUGCAACACAAUCAGAUCACCCAGUGCUGAAGGGCUUGUUUUCUGAAAGGCCAGUUCCUCCUUUUACAUUAACCAGAAAACCUCUUUUUAUACCUAUUCACAACUAGUUUUCUUGACUAUUGGACCUUCUCGUAGAGACCGAUUUUGGCCAACAUGUGGCAAUUAAUGCAUGUUUUAUGCAAAAGAAGAGUAUAUUAGUUGCUUUGAAGGAAUUCCGGCAUUGUAUGACCUUUUUUGUAGAAUUGUUACUGGACUUAAAUUACAUACUAAACUCCAAUCAGGUUUCUGUAAAAUUAAAUAAAACCAAUUCAAAAUA
Miniopterus natalensis is the source of this 3624-nucleotide messenger RNA. It is a transcript of the gene UBR7, whose product is annotated as ubiquitin protein ligase E3 component n-recognin 7. Gene Ontology annotation, cellular component: cytoplasm. The record is from RefSeq and is a predicted model, not a curated record. Lineage: Eukaryota; Metazoa; Chordata; Mammalia; Chiroptera; Miniopteridae. Gene Ontology annotation, molecular function: ubiquitin protein ligase activity; zinc ion binding.